Molecule: messenger RNA, 1630 nt
Organism: Gadus morhua (Atlantic cod)
Lineage: Eukaryota; Metazoa; Chordata; Actinopteri; Gadiformes; Gadidae
Gene: nudcd3
Product: NudC domain containing 3
Exons: 6
Coding region: 141-1226 (361 amino acids)
Biological process (GO): protein folding
Cellular component (GO): cytoplasm
Source: RefSeq, a predicted model, not a curated record
CUCGAAGCAUACCAACCGGAUGUGCAAAAUCUAAACAUUCUGCACGUUCGUCCAUGCUCCUGUCUGCCUGAACAACGGAUAAUUAUAAACGAAAACACAUUGAUAAGUAAUUAGGACGUACUCCGUCGAACACCGUGAAGAUGUCUUCUCCCGUCGAGAUGACAGAGAUGUACGACCACGCGCUGCUGGGGAUCCUGCAGCACGUCGGCAACGUUCAGGACUUCCUACAGGUCUACUUCGGCUUUUUGUACCGCAAAACUGACUUCUACCGCCUGCUGUCAUGUCCCAACGACCGAAUGGGCUUCCCUCCCGGCAUCGCAGAGAAGAUGGUUCAGAAGGCGUUUAAGAGCUUCGAACGGCUCUCGGAACAGGGCAGAGAUAGGCGACUGAAGGAGCUUAAACAGAAAGAAGAACCCAAAGCACCGCCUCCCGUAGAGCAGGAGGUGUUGGUGGAGUCAGUACCACAGCAGGACAACGCUGAACCAAACACAGAAGCAGUCCGAGUAGAGAAGUCUUCCUCAGAACCAGAGCCAUCUUCUGCAUGCUCCUCUCAACCCGACACGAGUCCACAGGCUACUGCUGGUGGUCCUCCCCAGCCGUCCCAAGAUGCCAAGGCAGAGGCUUCAAGCACAGACCCGGCUUCAGCAACGAGUCAGACCCAGUACCAGGCAGACCCAGACAGCUACAAUGGAGCCACAAGGGAAAACUACAGCUGGUCUCAGGACUACACGGACGUGGAGAUCCGCGUGUUCGUCUCCAAGACGGUUGUCAAGGGCAGACAGGUGUUGGUGAACCUGCUGCCCGGCAGCGUGCGCGUGUGUGUACGGGACGGCGCCGAGGAACAAGUGCUGAUGGAGGGAGAACUGCCGCACAAGAUCAACACGGAGAACUCCCUGUGGAGCCUUGAACCAGGGCGCUGUGUGGUGCUGUCUCUCAGUAAGGUCGGGGAGGUGUGGUGGAAUGCGGUGCUGAAAGGCGAGAAGGAGAUCGACAUUAACCAGAUCAACCGGGAGCGUGGCAUGGCGUCGGUGGACGAGGAGGAGCACGCCGUCCUGGACCGGCUCUCCUUCGACUACCACCAGAAGCUCCAAGGGAAGCCCCAGAGCCACGAGAUGAAGGUGCACGACAUGCUGAAGAAGGGGUGGGACGCUGAGGGCUCUCCGUUCCGGGGGCAGCAGUUCGACCCCACCAUGUUCGACAUCCCCCCCAGCGCGGUGCAGUUCUAAAUCAAACGCUCCCCCCCGCGCGGACAGCGAGGGGGUUACUUACAAACUGUUGCUAUUUCAGGGCACGGGUUGGGGAGAGAAGGGGGGGAUUAAGAACAAAACAAGGUGUGAGGGACGAGGUAUGAGAUCCGUGCCUGGAUGAGAACUUCAGUGCCUGGCUUUAAAAAUGUCCUACUGAUUUUUAAAUGCGUUUUUAAUGGAGCCUCUCUCUUGUCACCUGCUCACCGGAAAGCUCAAAUGUUAUCCCAAAAAGUUUGACAGUUAGAAUAUUGAACUUAUUUAUCCACUGUUGGAGGAUUGAGUCGAUGGUUGAAUUCAUGUGUUGGUUUGCCUUUCUGCCUAUUCGUUUUUGGCUUCUUUGUGUAAAAGUUGUGUGAAAAUAUUAAAUGGUUAUGAAUAAAAUG